AUGAAGUCGAUUACAGUUUUGAGCCCUUUGGCAUUCGCCGUUUUAGCCAGUGGAUACACUUUGUAUUCAGAUACCACCACUGUCAACCUUAACGCCUCGCUGGCCAGCUUUGCUCCAAGUGGGCUCUACAUUGGUGCCGCCAUUAGUGAUCAAAGCUCCUCUGAUCCAGUCACUGAUCCUGCUCUGCUCGUCAGAAAGGACUAUAACAUGUAUGUCGCGGAAAACAACUGUAAAUGGGCUGCCACCGAACCCUCCCAAGGCACUUUCGAUUACUCGGGUUGUGACGCUGCUCUCAACUUCGCAAAGUCGGUUGGUGCCACUUUCCGCGCCAACCUUUGCUGGGGUUCGUACAACCCAUCGUGGCUGGACUCGGGAAGUUUCAGCGGUACUCAGCUUUCAUCCAUUUUGACCAACCAUAUUAAGAAUGUAGCUGGUUAUUAUGCUGGAAAGGUCUAUGGCUGGGAUGUCGUCAACGAAGCUGUUGCCGAUGAUGGAUCCUCAACACCAAACCUCAAAGCCAGCACUUGGUACCCUACCCUCCCCAACUUCAUUGACGUUGCUUUCCAAGCAGCCAGAGCAGCCGACCCUAAGGCCAAGUUGUUCUACAACGACUACUCUGCUGAAGCCUGUGGACAAGCUAAAUCCGAUGCCGUUUAUGCUUUGGUGAAGGAUUUGAAGACUCGUGGAAUCCCUAUUGACGGUGUUGGUCUCCAGAUGCACAUUAACACUAACGCCACCGGCUACAUCACUCGCUCAACUGUUGGUUGCAACAUCAAACGCUUGGGUGCUUUGGGACUUGAAGUCCAUAUCACUGAAAUGGAUGUCCGCUGCCGAGCAGGUGCUAGCGAUACUUGCGAUCAACGACUCAAGGCCUAUGUGUAUCAAACCGUGCUUCUUGCUUGCCUUGACAAUCCUGGUGUUUGCAAGGGGUUCUUGACCUGGGGCUACACCGACAAGUACACAUGGCUAUCAACAUUCCAAAAUCCUGAUAAUGUCGACCCUGCCCCUCUAUUGAACGACAUAAAUGGAAAGCAAGUUGUUGCUUGGAAUGAAUUCCAGGCCGUUCUCAAAGCUGGCACUGGUGCAACUACUACCACCUCGGCAACUACCACUACUACUACUACUACUACUACUACUACUUCAUCAACCAAAACCACUACUUCCAAGACUACUACUCAACCCACUACCACAACCACUACUGCCACUUCGACAGCAACUGGUGCAUGCGCAACUAUGUGGGGCCAAUGUGGAGGCAUCCAAUUUACAGGACCAAAAUGCUGUUCCGCCGGUACAUGCAAAUACCAGAACGAUUAUUAUUCUCAGUGUCUGUAA
Messenger RNA from Umbelopsis ramanniana AG, 1332 nucleotides. RefSeq lists its product as uncharacterized. Gene Ontology annotation, molecular function: hydrolase activity, hydrolyzing O-glycosyl compounds; cellulose binding. Bases 1 to 1332 code for a protein of 443 amino acids. The transcript is spliced from 16 exons. Gene Ontology annotation, cellular component: extracellular region. The record is from RefSeq and is a predicted model, not a curated record. Gene Ontology annotation, biological process: carbohydrate metabolic process. Lineage: Eukaryota; Fungi; Mucoromycota; Umbelopsidomycetes; Umbelopsidales; Umbelopsidaceae.